This is a messenger RNA of Salvia miltiorrhiza (redroot sage), 1785 nucleotides long. RefSeq lists its product as uncharacterized. Bases 160 to 1575 code for a protein of 471 amino acids. The transcript has 9 exons. The record is from RefSeq and is a predicted model, not a curated record. NCBI's taxonomy places the organism in Eukaryota, Viridiplantae, Streptophyta, Magnoliopsida, Lamiales, Lamiaceae. Gene Ontology annotation, molecular function: zinc ion binding.
AUAUACAUAUACUAUGUGAUUAAAAAAAGAUUAAUAAGAUGGACACUACCACGUAAGUGGAGCCACGUGGACACUAAUAGUAUUUUGAAAAAUACUAGCAGUGGAAGUUGUGAAAAGCGAAAGCAGUCUGAGCAGCAGCAGGAAGCCAUCGAUACCGAGAUGAUCAGCACCGCUCAACACCAAACCCUCAUUCCUGCAUGUCAACCACAAAUUGCUGUUCCGAUCGUCGCUGCUGAGGUGGAAAAGUCUUCAGAAAUGAUGGAAGAAACAUCGCAGGGCAAGCCAUGGAGGAAACCAAAUCUUUUCUUGGAGAUACCUAGCAGAGCAGUCGAUGAGUCUCCUCAAGAACUCGUCCAAAUAAACAUGCCUCCAACCCAAACUCCGACGCCCACUCCCAAAAGAGUGAACUUCCUUCUAACGCCUGACCCUUGUGAUUCAUUACUAAAUGAAGCCUCCUCAACCAGAGGGAAACCCUCCAUCAGGAGUUUCAUGCCAAAGUUAAGCUUCAAACACUGGGGUUCAAAUUCAGAUGUGGACAAGGCUGCUAAUGUUGAUUCGUGUUCCUCGACUGUUGCUACACAAGAUAAGCUAACAAUUUCGCGUUCAUGGUCACUCACCAAGAUUUUCACACCAAGAAUUAGGAGGACAUCAUCCAUGCCUGUACCUGAGGUCUUAAAUCAAAAUUUGGAGAGUGUUCAUGGUGGAAGUGUUAACAGUCAUCUCACAGUUGAGAUAAAAGAAGUUCGACACAUGUCCCGUUCGCUUUCUCUUCCUGUCAUCAACAAAGAAAAUGGGAUUCAGAAACUGAAUUCUUUCUUCCGUGUGAUCCCCUCAACACCAAAAGUGAAAGAUGAGGACUCCGUAGUGGCAGUGGCUUCAACAGGAAAAGAUGAUGGUAAUUUAGAGAAUGAUGAAGAAGGUGGAGAGGACAUACCAGAAGAGGAAGCUGUUUGCCGAAUUUGCUUGGUUGAACUAUGUGAAGGUGGAGAGACUUUUAAAAUGGAGUGUAGCUGCAAAGGUGAGCUUUCUUUGGCUCAUCGAGAAUGUGCAGUUAAAUGGUUUGCCAUCAAAGGUAACAAGACAUGUGAAGUCUGCAAGCAAGAAGUUCUUAAUCUACCAGUCACACUUCUACGUGUCCAAAGCUCUGUAAACCCCAAUACUGGGGCGAGUGAUUUCAGAGAUAUAGAGUUCAAUGGACACAGAAUUUGGCAGGAACUGCCUAUUCUUGUCAUUGUUGGUAUGCUAGCCUACUUCUGUUUUCUCGAGCAGCUACUGGUUAAGAAAUUGAACUCAAGUGCAAUUGCUAUAUCACUUCCAGUUUCUUGUGUGCUUGGCCUCCUCUCAUCCAUGACCUCUUCAGCUAUGGUGAAGAGAAGAUUUGUGUGGGCAUAUGCAUCAUGUCAGUUCAUUCUUGUUGUCCUCUUUGCUCAUAUCUUCUACGACGUGAUUCAUGUGCAACCUGUUAUAUCAAUCCUUCUAUCCACAUUUGCUGGAUUUGGUGUGGCGAUGAGUGGAGCUUCUGUUAUCGUAGAGAUCAUCAGAUGGAGAGAACGACGCCGGGCUACCACAUUUUAGAACAGCUGAAGAUGGAUGCUUCCUUUCACAUCCAUCAAUUCGUCUCAUACUAAAAAUUGGGCCGCCAAAUUUCAAUGUAUAUAUAUUUUCUCCUCAAGUUGCAGCUUCAGAUCCGCUUACCCGAUUCGUGCAAAUAGUUUGUAAACUAUUUCAACAUAUCAAAUGUAUAAAAUGUGUUGUUAUGGAAGUUUGAAUUCCCAACUACAAAAA